AGGAAGCGGACUCUCCCUUCUCUCAGGGCUGAAGGUGGGACGACAGGGGCUGCUCAGGUUGUCUUGGUCCCCGCACUCGGAAGUAACUUAACUACUAAACUACACUUUUUUUGUGGAGACGGGUUGGAAGAAAGAGUGAAGAAGAAGGCCCAACGCAGUGAGAUGACUGAAGGGUCCUACCGGGAAAGGAGAACGCGUGGACUAGAAAGCUGCACCUGAAAUCAAGGCGGUUUUCUUAGUUUUGAUCUGGAAAGAAGGAAGUCGAAGGAGUGGAAAUGGGGAGUAAGGAGAAGUACCACUGGCAGACCCAGAAUGUGAAGGUGAGCGGCGUGGACGACAUGGUCCUGCUCUCCAAGAUCAACGAGGACGCCAUCACGGACAACCUGAAGAAGCGCUACAUGGACGACUACAUCUUCACCUACAUCGGCUCGGUCCUGAUCUCAGUGAACCCCUUCAAACAGCUGCCCUACUUCACCGACCGCGAGGUGGAGCUGUACCAGGGGGCUGCCCAGUACGAAAACCCCCCCCACAUCUACGCCCUGGCAGACAACAUGUACCGCAACAUGAUGAUCGAUACCGAGAACCAGUGUGUCAUCAUCAGCGGGGAGAGUGGAGCGGGGAAGACGGUCGCGGCCAAGUACAUCAUGAGCUACGUCUCCAAGGUGUCCGGGGGCGGAGCCAAGGUCCAGCAUGUCAAAGACAUCAUCCUGCAGUCCAACCCUCUGCUGGAGGCCUUCGGGAACGCCAAGACCGUCCGGAACAACAACUCCAGUCGCUUUGGGAAGUACUUUGAGAUCCAGUUCAGUCGUGGAGGAGAACCGGACGGAGGGAAGAUCUCCAACUUCCUGUUGGAGAAGUCGAGGGUGGUGUCGCAGAACCAGGGAGAACGCAGCUUCCACAUCUACUACCAGCUGCUGGACGGGGCCAGCAAGGAGCAGAGGGAGAACCUCGGGGUCACCACCGCCGACUACUACUUCUACCUCAACCAAUCGGCUACCUUCACCGUGGAGGACGUCAGCGACAAGAAGGACUUCGCCGAGACCAUGGAGGCCAUGGCUGUGAUUGGCCUGACGGACCUGGAGCAGGAGGCGGUCCUCCAGCUGGUGGCGGCCGUCCUCCACCUGGGGAACAUCUCCUUCAGGGAGGAGAACAACUACGCCAUGGUGGAGAGCGAGGACUUCCUGGCCUUCCCCUCCUACCUGCUGGGGAUCUCCCAGGAGGGGCUGUGCAGUAAGCUGACCAGCAGGAACAUGGACAGUAAGUGGGGGGGGAAGACGGAGUCCAUCGCGGUGACCCUGAACACGGAGCAGGCCUCCUUCAGCCGGGACGCCCUCUCCAAGGCCCUGUACUCCCGCCUCUUCGACUUCCUGGUGGACGCCAUUAAUAAAGCCAUCCAGAAAGACCAUGAUGAGUUCAACAUGGGCGUGUUGGACAUAUACGGCUUCGAGAUCUUCCAGAUCAACGGCUUUGAGCAGUUCUGCAUCAACUUUGUGAACGAGAAGCUGCAGCAGAUCUUCAUCGAGCUCACGCUCAAAGCAGAACAGGAAGAGUACGUCCAGGAGGGGAUCCGCUGGACUCCCAUCGACUACUUCAACAACAAGGUGGUGUGUGACCUCAUCGAGUCCAAGCUGAAUCCUCCUGGCAUCAUGAGUAUCCUUGACGACGUGUGCGCCACCAUGCACGCCAAGGGUGAGGGCGCCGACAUGACCCUGCUGCAGAAGCUCCAGGGAGGGAUCGGCUCCAACCAGCACUUCAGCAGCUGGAACAAGGGCUUCAUCGUGCACCACUACGCUGGCAAGGUGUCGUACGACGUCAACGGCUUCUGCGAGCGGAACAGAGACGUCCUGUUCAACGACAUCAUUGAGCUGAUGCAGAGCAGCGAGUUUGCGUUCAUCAAGAACCUGUUCCCUGAGAACCUGGAGGCUGAGAAGAGAGGGCGUCCGAGCACCGUCAGCACCAAGAUAAAGAAACAAGCCAACAACCUGGUGCAGACGCUGAUGAAGUGCACGCCUCACUACAUCCGCUGCAUCAAGCCCAACGAGACGAAGCGCGCGCGGGACUGGGAGGAGAGCCGCGUGCGCCACCAGGUGGAGUACCUCGGCCUCCGGGAGAACAUCAGGGUGCGCCGCGCCGGCUACGCCUACCGCCGCGCCUUCGCCAAGUUCCUCCAGAGGUAUGCCAUCCUGACCAAGGAGUCGUGGCCCGAGUGGCGGGGGGAGCAGCGUCAGGGGGUCCUCCACCUCCUCAGCUCGGUCCACAUGGACCAGGACCAGUACCAGCUGGGCCAGACCAAGGUCUUCGUCAAGGCCCCCGAGUCGCUCUUCCUCCUGGAGGAGAUGCGGGAGAGGAAGUUCAACGGCUACGCCCGCGUCAUCCAGAAGGCGUGGCGCAAGCACAUCGCCGUCCGCAAGAACGUCAAGAUGAGGGAGGAAGCCUCGGACGUCCUCCUGAACAAGAAGGAGCGCCGGAGGAACAGCCUGAACCGUAACUUCGUGGGCGACUACAUCGGCCUGGACAACCACCCCGAGGUGCGGCAGUUCGUGGGGCGCCGCGAGAGGAUCGACUUCGCCGACGCGGUGGUGAAGUACGACCGCCGCUUCAGGACGGUGAAGCGCGACCUCAUCCUGACCCCCAAGUUCCUGUACCUGGUGGGCAAAGAGAAGGUAAAGCAGGGCCCGGAGAAGGGUCAGAUCCAGGAGGUCCUGAAGCGGAAGAUCGAGCUGGAGAAGAUCCAGUCGCUGUCCCUCAGCACGAUGCAGGACGACUUCUUCAUCGUCCACGAGGAGCAGUACGACAGCGUGCUGGAGAGCAACUUCAAGACGGAGUUCAUCAGCCUGCUGGUGAAACGCUACGAGGAGAACGGCCAGAGGAAGCUCCCGCUCAAGUUCAACAACAUGCUGGAGUUCAAGGUGAAGAAGGGGGGCUGGGGUCCGUUCGGGGGGGCGGGCUCCAGGCAGGUCCACUUCCAGGUUGGGGGGGGCGACGAGGUGGUCCUGAAGCCCAGCGGGAAGGUCCUGAAUGUCAGCAUCGGGCCCGGGCUGCCCAAGAGCUCCAGGCCAACUCGAAGGGACAACCGCAAGAGCCGUUACCUCGGCAACCAGCCCCCCGCCGCAAGACAGCACCCAGCGGACUCCAGGUCGGCGCCCCAGUCCGGACGGGGCGGGGGCCGGGGCCAGAGGGCGGGGUCCCUGAUGCGGCAGCAGUCCUCCAUGGAGCAGCCCACCCUGCCGCGCCUGCAGGGGGGGCAGCGGAGCGCCCAGCGGGCCCCCCGCCAGCAGGACCCCCGCCAGCAGGACAUGGGCUUCAUGGGCGUCCCCGACCAGGGCGUGGCCGGGCUGGAGCGUAGGCGGUCUAAGGAGGUGAAGCCCCUCCCGGGGUCGGGGCGACCAAAGCCCGCCCCCAAGCCGCGCCCUCGCACGCCCCACUGCAAGGCGCUGUACGCCUACGACGCCCAGGACACGGACGAGCUCAGCUUCAACGCCGACGAUGUCAUCGAGAUCCUCACCGAAGACGUGUCCGGCUGGUGGUUUGGUCGUCUGAGGGGGAAAGAAGGGAUGUUUCCUGGUAACUACGUGGAGAAGAUUUAGGGUGUGGCGCCCCCAUCCCCCCCCCCCCCCCAACCAUCACCCCAGCGGCCUUCCUCCAGGGGUCAAAGGUCGACGACACAGCCCCAGCUGUUAAAGAGCAAGCAAUAUUAUUUUAUCACGAUAAGGGUCCACUUUUCAAAUGAGUGAAGAGCGAGAUGGUGGAAUUGUUUACCAGUAUUUUGCCAAAGUUGUGUCCAACUAUGAUUAGUUUACAGAAUAUAUGAUGAGCUAUGAUGACAAUGAUAACACAAGGUAAGAUUUGUGCAUUCAGGUAUAAUAUUGAUUGAUACUAAUUUGUUGUGCAUUUUGAAUAGUAAUAUCACGGAUUCACUGCCAAUGCACUCGCCAUAAUCACAAGAAUAUUGUACAUACACAAAAAACAUUCAUGCUAUACUACACUGUGUCAUGGACUUUAAAGAUAAUCAAAUGGCAUGUUAACUUUUUAAAAUCUAGUUUUUGUUUUAUGUCUUGAACACAAACCAGUUCCAUGAGGAGAGGGGACUUUCAACACACUUGAAAUGAAAAAUAAACGCUCAGAUUGUCAAUGCA
Messenger RNA from Gadus morhua (Atlantic cod), 4136 nucleotides. RefSeq names its product myosin IEb (gene myo1eb). Gene Ontology annotation, molecular function: ATP binding; microfilament motor activity; actin filament binding. Lineage: Eukaryota; Metazoa; Chordata; Actinopteri; Gadiformes; Gadidae. The record is from RefSeq and is a predicted model, not a curated record. The transcript has 27 exons. Gene Ontology annotation, biological process: endocytosis; actin filament organization. Bases 276 to 3587 code for a protein of 1103 amino acids. Gene Ontology annotation, cellular component: myosin complex; plasma membrane; cytoplasm.